This is a messenger RNA of Abrus precatorius (Indian licorice), 888 nucleotides long. RefSeq names its product cationic peroxidase 1-like. Gene Ontology annotation, biological process: hydrogen peroxide catabolic process; response to oxidative stress. NCBI's taxonomy places the organism in Eukaryota, Viridiplantae, Streptophyta, Magnoliopsida, Fabales, Fabaceae. The transcript has 4 exons. The record is from RefSeq and is a predicted model, not a curated record. The coding region runs from base 97 to 888 and encodes 263 amino acids. Gene Ontology annotation, molecular function: peroxidase activity; heme binding.
CAAAGGUUAAGCCCCUCGUUUUAUCACUUAAAAUGUCCCACAGCCCUUAUUACCAUUAAGACAAUAGUUACUUUGGCUGUGUUGAAAGAGCCUCGAAUGGGUGCAUCCUUGCUCCGUCUCCAUUUCCAUGAUUGCUUUGUCCAAGGGUGUGAUGGAUCAGUAUUGUUAAAGGACACAGAAACUUUCAAAGGCGAACAAGGUGCGCUUCCCAACGCUAAUUCUCUAAGGGGUUUUGAUGUCAUAGAGAACAUAAAAACUCACCUGGAGUUGGUGUGCCCCGGUGUUGUGUCUUGCGCUGACAUCGUAGCCGUAGCUGCAAGAGAUUCUGUUGUUGCCCUUGGUGGAGAUGGUUGGGAGGUAGGAUUGGGCAGAAGAGACUCAAGCACUGCAAGUUUAAGUGAAGCUAAUUCAGAUUUACCGGGUCCCAAUUUGGAUCUUAAUUCCCUUAUUAGGGCUUUCGAUAAAAAGGGAUUCGAAGUCGAUGAAAUGGUUGUUUUAUCAGCUGCUCACACAAUAGGCAGAGCCAGGUGUUUAUUCUUCCGAACAAGGAUUUAUAACGAAAGCAACAUAGAUACCUCGUAUGCAAAGUUGUUGAGAGAAAAUUGUCCCUUUGUAGGUGGUGAUGACAAUUUAUCUCCUUUAGACAUCACCACUCGAGACACUUUCGACAAUGCUUAUUUCAAGGAUUUAAUGUCCAAAAAGGGUCUUUUCCACUCUGAUCAACAGCUCUACAACGGUGGUUCAACGAAUUCCAAAGUUGAAGAUUAUGCCAAGGAUUCAUCACUGUUCGAAUCAGAUUUUGGCAAGGCCAUGAUCAAGAUGGGUGAGCUUGGCAUACUAACCGGUAAACAGGGCCAAAUUAGAAGUGUGUGCAGCAGGGUGAAUUGA